AUGUUCAAGUUCGGCUUGACGAUGACCGAAAAUAUGCGGGCUCUAUCGGCCGGGAUUCGGAUUGCGCAGUACUUUGUAUCAUUUGGCCGUUUCCUCGCUCUCUCCUUCGACGGGCGAUAUUUGCAGGUCAAGCUGCCAUAUUUGCCGCUACCACUACCGUAUACCAUUGCACUAUUGCUACGACUCGGCGCCGAAUUCAACGCUACAAACUACACCGAGUGGCUACGGUCCUCGAGUCUCCUCGAAAUGGGACUAAAAGCUCUCGUUUUUCUGGUAUUUGCCGGUUCUUAUGCCGAUCCCACCCCGGCGAAAUGCGACAAAGCGGCGCCGAUGUGCAAGUACUUUUCCUGCGUCUCGACAACGUAUCCUGAUACCGAAGGCGAUCGCAUCGCCACAAUUCUCCGCAACGUCAGCUGCAAUGGGAAAUUUUUGUUGCCAAUAGUGAGAUACGAGAAAAUCUGGAGUGCUUGGGGAGAACAAGAUCUGGAGGGCGAACUCGGACGUUGCACAGCUGGGGCGCCGAACGAUCCGGCUGAUUGCCCCGCCGUCAUCGCCACUUAUCAAUGCACUGUGUCGGCGUUAGCUAGGAAAAUUGGUUCCGGCGAGAAGGAUGCCCCGUUCAUCGCCCGUCUCGUUCAAUUCAAGAUUGCAGCCGAGCUUUUGGCCAGCGGCGACAAAGAGCCACAUCCGCCCUGCAUGAAAGCAUUUUGGAAUGCCCUAGAUGAAAUUGGGAACCAUGCGCAAGAAGAUAACGCGAAGGUUAAA
Mesorhabditis spiculigera is the source of this 765-nucleotide messenger RNA. The record is from the annotation of a GenBank genome assembly. NCBI's taxonomy places the organism in Eukaryota, Metazoa, Nematoda, Chromadorea, Rhabditida, Rhabditidae.